Molecule: messenger RNA, 3230 nt
Organism: Anguilla rostrata (American eel)
Lineage: Eukaryota; Metazoa; Chordata; Actinopteri; Anguilliformes; Anguillidae
Gene: rpgrb
Product: retinitis pigmentosa GTPase regulator b
Exons: 17
Coding region: 96-2300 (734 amino acids)
Source: RefSeq, a predicted model, not a curated record
GAAAAUUAUGUUUACUUCCGGGUCGUCUCCGAUAGCAACAAAACUGAGCCAAAGCCACCGAUCUGUACAAGAACAAGACGGGGUGCAUUCGAAAUAUGGCAGGAGAGGCGGAGGACGAAAUACCUGAAUCUGGAGCCGUCUUCACCUUUGGUAAAAGCAAGUUUGCCGAUAAUGUACCCAGCAAAUUCUGGCUGAAAAAUGACACACCCCAGCGGAUCUCAUGUGGGGAUGAACAUACAGCGUUGAUAACAGACAAUGGCAAGCUGUAUAUGUUUGGCAGUAAUAACUGGGGCCAGCUUGGCCUGGGAACAAAGACCACAGUGAACAAGCCCACUUGUGUGAAAGCCUUGAAGUCUGAGAAGGUGAAGCUUGCUGCUUGUGGGAGAAAUCACACGAUAGUGUACACAUCUCAGGGGAACGUGUACACAACUGGGGGCAACAGCGAGGGUCAGCUGGGCCUUGGAGACUGUGAAGAGAAGACGUCCUUCCACCGGGUGGACUUCUUCAGCAGCCAUGCUCCCAUCAGAAUGCUGGCAGCAGGGUCCAACACCUCCGCGGCUCUCACAGAGGACGGGAGGCUGUACAUGUGGGGCGAUAACACGGAGGGUCAGAUUGGCCUGGGGGCUCAGGCCCACGCCGUGACCCCUCAGGAGGUGGCUGUGGGGAGGCCCGUGUCCUGGGUGUCCUGCGGGUACUACCACUCGGCCCUGGUCACCGCCGACGGGGACUUGUACACGUUCGGGGAGCGCGACAACGGGAAGCUGGGCCUGCCUCCCGAAUUGCUGGACAAGCACAGGGUCCCGCAGAUGGUGCCGGCGAUUCCAGACGGGGUCCUGCAGGUGGCCUGUGGAGGAGGGCACACCGUGGCUCUCACAGAGGACGACGUGUACACGUUUGGGCUGGGCCAGUUCGGGCAGCUGGGCCACGGCACCUUCACCUCCGAGUCCCCCCUGCCCCGAGCGGUGGAGCACUUCCGGAAGGGGCGGGUCAAGCACGCGGCGUGCGGAGAGAACCACACGGCGGUCAUCACAGACAAGGGCCUUCUCUACACGUUCGGGGACGGGAGGCAUGGAAAACUGGGCCUGGGAGAGGAGAAUUUUACCAACCAGUUUGAGCCGACGCUCUGCCCGCGCUUCCUCAGAUACUGCGUGCAGACGGUAGCGUGCGGUGGCUGUCACAUGCUGGUGCUGGCCACGCCCAGGCCCAAGGACACACAGGACGUGUCUCUGGAGGAGGACGAUGUGAUUGACGGCUACCUGGAGAAGUCCCACACGGAGCUCCUGGGGGACAGCCUCGCCUCCAGCACCCUGAACCGGAGCCUGUCCGCACGGGUGCGGCGGAGGGAGAGGGAGCGAUCUCCAGAGCCGUUUGGGCUGAUGUACCGCACCUUGCCCCCUCUCACCUCCGCCAGCCUGAACGCCUCCCUGCCCACACGCAUCCGGACCCUCCCCCCCAGACGCCUCCCCAGAGACCUGCCCGAUGGAAAGAUCCGGAAUGGCAUUCGCCCCUUAAAGGACCCUCUGUCUGCCAAGAACGGAAAGUUGCUUCACGAAAAAGCCACGGAUGAGAAGCCCCCUGUUGGCGAAAACACAGACGACAGUGAGAGCUUGAAAGAGUUCGGGAACAGCACUGACCUGCUUAACAUGACCCAUGUGAUGAAGAUGGACCCCAGGGACAAUACCGUGACCUUCUCACCUGUUCAGAAGGAUAAGGAAAUUGGGCAUACAACACCUGAGGAGAGUGAGGAAAAUGAAGAGGAUGAGGAAGAUGAAGAUGAGGAAGAAGAUGAGGAGGAGGAGGAGGAAGAGGAGGAGGAAGGGGAAGAGGAGAAUGAAGAUGAGGCAGAAACAGAGGACCCUCAGGAUAAGCUGGGAGAGACAAGGACUCAUCCAGUUGAGAACAGUGACCAUUGUCUAGGAACUAAAACCCAGGAAUCUGAAAUCAUAAAAGAAGAAACUGUUGUGGAUGGUGUGCAGAAAGCCUCUGAAGUUGAAGAGAAUAACAGUUCAGGAACAGAAGUAAAGCCAAACUCCAAUAAGAGGUCAGAGAAUGGCACAAAAGAGGUGAAAUCCAGAGGCCUGUUUGGGUCUGGUCGAAAGAUCUCUCUGUUCAAACGGCCGUCGGCGGCAGGGCAGGGCAAGCGGGGGGGCGAGGCCCCGGCCGAGGGCCAGGCCAGGAGCGAGGAGCUGCUGGGGAAGAUCGGCCGCAGUGACGCUCAGCCGCUGCCUAGAGGGCAGCAGAGAGCGCCGGACUCCGGCGGCAGGCAGGGCUCGCACUCUGCCACCUGCACUCUGCUCUGACCCGGGGAGGCCCGUGUUCCACUCAACGUGCCUUGUGGGGACAGAAUCAAACGGAAAGCCGCUUCGUUGGACUGUUAAUGACUACAAUGUUCAUUUUUACAAUCGUGGUGCUGUCUUAACGUUAGAUCACACGCUUCUAAAAUCUGCACAAAAUCACAUCAGUCCUUAAGCUUUUAAGCAGUUGCACAUUAGUGAUUUUCCUGUUAUUGUUCAUGACAGGGAAGACAUUCUGGAAGAUCAUAUAACCCAACCAUAGUUCAUUCAGUGGUGACCGGUACCCAAUCUGAUCCAUUCCCCACAGAAAAACACACUGUUUUAAUGCUUUUGUUACAGUUUUGUUAUGUAUUUGUGUAAACUGUAAAUAUGUACAAUACUCAAGAGCAGUGGUCAUCAUAUUGUGUAGGUUAGUGAUUUUCAAGUGUGUACUGAAUUUUUUAAAUUGUGAAACUUUUCAAGGGAACUGAUUUAUUUAUAAUGGAUUUGAACAAUCUUGAUGCACAAUGGCACUUUAAUAACUUUGUAUUAGAGCCUUUUUCAGGGAGACAUAAUUUGAAUUUUUGCUUUUGUUUUGUGAAGUCCAAAAGUAUUUUUGAUUAAUCAUCUCACUAACUUAUUUAUUCAGUUUGGAUGUGUUUCAAUUUGGUAACAGUAAAAUACUUAUACAUUUGCAUCAUUCUUGUUUUAUUUUAUUCUACUAUUGAACUCAACACACAGUGGGUAAUAUUUCAGAAAAUGUGUAGAAUUUUUUUGUUUCUGCAUUACAAACUGCUUAGUGUAUGCAUUACCACUUCUUCUUUUUCUGUCAAAUUUUCAAAGAAUCAGUCCACCACUCACUUUACCAAAGUAAUUGGAAAACAUAACUCUCCAGUAUUCUGGAUCACUACCUAUUCAAUUUGUUCAAUUAUAAAGUAAUAAAUGAAAGGCACUCUA